Messenger RNA from Didymodactylos carnosus, 2076 nucleotides. The record is from the annotation of a GenBank genome assembly. Lineage: Eukaryota; Metazoa; Rotifera; Eurotatoria; Philodinida; Philodinidae.
AUGAUGGCCAAUUUGUCAAAUGAUAUUGAUGUUGAAAAUUAUCAGCUUUUAGUAGAAACAGUGAGUCGUCCAUUGAAUGAUCCAAAUAAUUUAAAUGAGGCACAAAGGAAAAGAGUCGAACAGUUGAAAACAACAGUAGCUGUAGCACCAAUUAAAACUGAAUACUUGGAUUUUGAUCAUGAAGUUAGAAUAAGUUUGCAAUGUAUGACUGAUAAAGAUAAAAGUCAAUUAAUUUCGAGCAACGAUCAGAGUAUUACAGAACAAAAACCAAAAAAAAUAAAAGGUCAAAAUCGAAAUCGUGCAUCAGCAAAUUUUCGUUCACUUGGUUCAACUGAAUCUCGACUAUGCUCAUUUGUUGUUCAUAAUACUCGUCCAUGUCCAUAUGCAUCAAAAUGCAAAUAUACUCAUGAUAAACAAAUUUAUUUAAAAACACGACCAAAAGAUGUUUCGUCACAAUGUUAUUUAUUUAGAAAAUAUGGACAGUGUCCUCAUGGACUGUUGUGUCGCUAUGGAACAGAACAUAUUGAUCAACAAACAGGUGAUAAUUUAACAAAUAAUGAAUUAUAUGAGAAAAUGAAAUCAACGUAUGCUCAAGAAACUAAAAAUAUUUGUCCAAUUAAAUUACGACAAUUAUUACGAAAAAAGAAAUAUAAUUUUAAAUUGGCAACACAAGUGACAGAUAUAGCAAAUAAAGUAAUUAAAUCAACAAAAGCAAAAAUAAUCAAUGGAACAGAAGAAGCUUCAAAUACGCUACCCUUUAGUUCAAGACAAUUGAUUAAUAUGGAAGAUGAAACGAUAAAAACAACAAAUGGACAUGAAAAGUCUGAAAUAGUCGUCGAUGAAGAUGAUUAUGGUUUAUCGAAUGGAACUGGCGAUAAUGAAGAAAAUAUUUCUAAUGUAAGAGAAUUAGAUAAUAUCGUGACAGAUAAACCAUUUCAAUCAACACCACUUCGUACAUUAGGCACAAUUACAGAUGAAGACAUGUAUCGAUUAAAACCACGUGAAAAGAAACAUAUUGAUUUUCGUAAUCAGUUAUAUUUGGCUCCGUUGACUACUGUUGGAAAUUUACCAUUUCGUCGUAUAUGUAAAGAAUUUGGUGCUGAUAUUACAUGUUGUGAAAUGACUAUGUGUACAAAUUUGUUACAAAGUCAACUCGGUGAAAUAGCACUGUUGAAACGACAUCAAAGUGAAAAUAUUUAUGGAGUUCAAAUAUGCAGUUCAUUUUGUGAUGUUUCUACAAAAUGUGUUCAAUUAUUAUUAGAAAAUUUUGAUGUUGAUUUUAUUGAUUUAAAUUGUGCAUGUCCAUUAGAUUCUGUUUUUAAGAAAGGAUCUGGAUGUGCAUUAACUCGACGACCAAUUGAUCUUGAACGAAUUGUACGAUCAAUGUCGUGUAUAUCAACCGUACCGAUUACAUUGAAGUUGAGAACGGGUGUACAUGAUAAUCAAAAUAAUGCUCAUGAAAUUAUUGAGAGAGUCAAACAAUGGGGUGAUCAUUGUGUUGACCUAUUUUCAAUUCAUGGUCGAUCGAGAGAACAACGAUAUACUAAAUUAGCCGAUUGGAACUAUAUUGAUCAAUGUGCAAAAUUAGCUGAUCCAAUUCCUGUUAUUGGUCUAGGUGAUAUUUAUAAUUUUCAAGACUAUUAUCAACGGCUAGAACAAACAAGUGUUACGGGAUGUAUGAUAGCAAGAGGAGCGCUAAUCAAACCAUGGCUAUUUACAGAAAUAAAAGAGCAACGCACAUGGGACAUAUCUGCCAGUGAACGAUUUGAAAUGUUAAAACGAUAUGCCAAUUAUGGAUUAGAACAUCAUGGUAGUGAUCAAGCUGGUUUGAAUAAAACUCGACGAUUCUUAUUGGAAUGGUUAUCAUUUUUACAUCGUUACAUUCCCGUUGGAUUGUUAGAAAGAGUACAAAAAAUCAACGAACGACCACCCUACUAUUUUGGACGAAAUGAUUUAGAAACAUUACUGUCAUCUACAAAUUGUUCAGAUUGGAUUAAAAUAACCGAAUUACUCAUAGGAAAAGUGCCCGAUGAUUUUACAUUUCUUCCAAAACACAAGGCCAGCUCAUAUAACUAG